GAACGGGGCGCGACCUACCUUGAAUUUGUCCAAUAUAAAUUCUCGGGUUUGUUGCAAAAAGAAACUGUUUGCAACCGUUUGGACUAAUUAUUACCCUGGACUGGAAAAUACUGGGGACGCGCCUCAACAAGCAAGGGUUCACAAUCCGUCAAAAUCUCAGAUGAAAAAACUGGGCAAGCUACGAUUUAUAACACGGUACAACAUGAGGUUGCAUUGACCCUGAUAGUACUACCCCAGUAGCCUAGCACGAGGUGAAGGCUAGGUCACAGUGGUCAGUAACCCAGCUAGAAGGCUUGGCUCCAGGCUAGCCAACCUGCCAGCAGAGGGAGGGGGCCUUGCCACGGAACGGCCUGGUGAGCUGCGGAGACGAGCAGCGGCGGGGGGGUUGUGAUGAGCGGGAAGAGCCUGCUGUUAAAGGUGAUCCUGCUGGGGGACGGUGGCGUGGGGAAAUCUUCCUUAAUGAACCGCUACGUCACGGACCGCUUCGACGCCCAGUCCUUCCACACCAUCGGGGUGGAGUUCCUCAACAGAGACCUGGAGGUGGACGGGCGCCUGGUGACCCUUCAGAUCUGGGACACGGCGGGUCAGGAGCGCUUCAAGUCCCUGAGGACGCCGUUCUACCGUGGCGCUGACUGCUGCCUCCUCACCUUCGCUGUAGACGACCUGCACAGCUUCCAGAACCUGGCCAGCUGGAAGAAAGAGUUCAUGUUUUACUCUGACGUACGAGACCCAGAGAGGUUCCCCUUCGUUGUCCUGGGCAACAAGGUGGACAAGGAGGAGGGGAAGGAGGUGGGGGAGGAUGAGGCUCGGGCCUGGUGCGAGGAGAACGGCUGUUGUCCCUACUUCGAGACCAGUGCUAAGGACGAUACUAACGUGGGAGUGGCAUUCGAGGCAGCGGUACGGGAGGUUCUGGCGGCGGAGGAUCAGAUCGACCACACGCUGUUGAGUAGCACUAUCGAUCUCCACGGCAACCGUAAAGUACCGCGCUCUUCUUGCUGCUGAUUGGUUGAAAGGACUGGUUUCCCUCUCCGUCCAGCCUGUAGCAUCCUGAGGGCUAGAGAGCUGUUCUGCUCUCCACUGAUCUCCAUGGUUAUUUACCUGAUGCAGGUACAAGCUGCUGAGACUGAUCAUCGGGUAUCAAUACAGCUGAUUUUAAAGAGUGUUGGGUUGUCAGUAUCGACACAUCUGAUUUUUAAAGUUUAUCAAUGAGAUACAAUAUGUUGUUCAACUCUGUCUGCUUUCAGCAGUAUAGCACAAAACUGCUCUUUACAUCCAGCCAGCUUCAUGUAUCUGCCCUGUGUAAUGUUUUCAGCAUAUUUUGUUAUUUUACUUAACUAGGCAAGUCAGUUAAGAACAAAUUCUUAUUUUCAAUGACAGACUAGGAACAGUGGGUUAACUGCCUGUUCAGGGGCAGAACGACAGAUUUGUACCUUGUCAGCUUGGGGAUUUGAACUUGCAACCUUCCGGUUACGAGUCCAAAGCUCUAACCACUAGGCUACCCCAGCCCUCUUACAGAACAGUCAUUUUAAUCUGAUAAUAUUCAUGAGUCCUUUCUGUUCUCCUCUCCAAGAGCACAGGCUGCUUGUGGCACAGCAACGUUCUCAUUCAUUUCUUUAUCUGUCUGUCUGCUGAGUCUUCUAAGGUCUCAUAGGUACUUAGAAUCAUGUUCUGGUCAAUCACACUGUCAGGUCUCAUGACAGUGGUUGGCUGACUGACCAGAGGAAUAUCAUUUAAUAUAAUACAUAUAGACAUGGUGUGUUGACUGACUGACCAGAGGAAUAUCAUUUAAUAUAAUACAUAUAGACAUGGUGUGUUGACUGACCAGUGGAAUAUCAUUUAAUAUAAUACAUAUAGACAUGGUGUGUUGACUGACUGACCAGAGGAAUAUCAUUUAAUAUAAUACAUAUAGACAUGGUGUGUUGACUGACCAGAGGAAUAUCAUUUAAUAUAAUACAUAUAGACAUGGUGUGUUGACUGACUGACCAGAGGAAUAUCAUUUAAUAUAAUACAUAUAGACAUGGUGUGUUGACUGACUGACCAGAGGAAUAUAAUUUAAUAUAAUACAUAUAGACAUGGUGUGUUGACUGACCAGAGGAAUAUCAUUUAAUAUAAUACAUAUAGACAUGGUGUGUUGACUGACUGACCAGAGGAAUAUAAUUUAAUAUAAUACAUAUAGACAUGGUGUGUUGACUGACCAGAGGAAUAUCAUUUAAUAUAAUACAUAUAGACAUGGUGUGUUGACUGACUGACCAGAGGAAUAUCAUUUAAUAUAAUACAUAUAGACAUGGUGUGUUGACUGACCAGAGGAAUAUCAUUUAAUAUAAUACAUAUAGACAUGGUGUGUUGACUGACCAGAGGAAUAUCAUUUAAUAUAAUACAUAUAGACAUGGUGUGUUGACUGACUGACCAGAGGAAUAUCAUUUAAUAUAAUACAUAUAGACAUGGUGUGUUGACUGACCAGAGGAAUAUCAUUUAAUAUAAUACAUAUAGACAUGGUGUGUUGACUGACCAGAGGAAUAUCAUUUAAUAUAAUACAUAUAGACAUGGUGUGUUGACUGACUGACCAGAGGAAUAUCAUUUAAUAUAAUACAUAUAGACAUGGUGUGUUGACUGACCAGAGGAAUAUCAUUUAAUAUAAUACAUAUAGACAUGGUGUGUUGACUGACCAGAGGAAUAUCAUUUAAUAUAAUACAUAUAGACAUGGUGUGUUGACUGACUGACCAGAGGAAUAUAAUACAUAUAGACAUGGUGUGUUGACUGACCAGAGGAAUAUAAUUUAAUACAAUACAUAUAGAUAUUUAAUACACUGACAUAGACCUCUACAUGAAGCUGGACUUGAUCCAGUCACAUCUUGUUUAAGAACUGACAACAUUGAUUGCACACAUUACUGUACCAGGACAAAUGUUUACUGCACAAAAAGGAAUUUGAUUUUCUCCAAAGGGAAAGAUGUUUCUGUUCUGUCAUAUCUGUUCAAAACUGGGUACAUGUCUAUUGGAGGUAGUUUGUAUCUAUACCAGGUGCGACAGUAUUUCCUCGUCCUUGGGGCUUUCUAGGCCUGUCUGAAUCAAGUGUUAUGUCUACGUGUGAGAGUUGCAGGAGACGCCUGGUUUAAUUUCAUCCCUUACCUACUACGGUACGUACAGUUGAAGUUUACAUACACUUAGGUUGGAGUUAUUAAACCUCGUGUUUUUUCAACCACUCCACAAAUUUCUUGUAAACAAAGUUUUACCUACUACGGUACAUACCGUUUUUUUGUUGUUUUUGUGAGAUCCCUUUCAUUUUUUAGUCGGUCUCUCCUGACACCAAUGAUAUGUUCUUAAUCAAUAAAGUGUAUUCCUUUA
Molecule: messenger RNA, 3341 nt
Organism: Oncorhynchus masou masou (cherry salmon)
Lineage: Eukaryota; Metazoa; Chordata; Actinopteri; Salmoniformes; Salmonidae
Product: ras-related protein Rab-9B-like
Exons: 3
Coding region: 391-1002 (203 amino acids)
Biological process (GO): retrograde transport, endosome to Golgi
Cellular component (GO): lysosome; phagocytic vesicle; late endosome
Molecular function (GO): GTP binding; GTPase activity
Source: RefSeq, a predicted model, not a curated record